Molecule: messenger RNA, 846 nt
Organism: Closterium sp. Yama58-4
Lineage: Eukaryota; Viridiplantae; Streptophyta; Zygnematophyceae; Desmidiales; Closteriaceae
Source: the annotation of a GenBank genome assembly
AUGGAGGAUCACCGCCGUCCCCGUCGAUCCCUCCAGCUCGACCAACUCGAGCGCCCGUCCCAUAACCCGAUACUAGAAAAUUCGUUAUACUCUCCGUAUGCGGCGCAGAUCUCCCGGCGCGGCCGGCGCUCGCUCGACGCGACAAUCCACACCACAAAUCCUCAUCAGCAGCAGCAACAGCAACAACAACAGCAGCAGGAGCAUCUGGGCCGUCCGAUCUACGUGCCGUGUCGCGAAAGCAGCGUCCACGCGCAUCCCGACGCGGAGGCCUCGCAACACAGCUCGGAAAGCGGCGACGAGGUUUGCUCAGGGCAGAGCCUCGCUACUACUACUAAGAUUACUAUGAAGUCCAAUUUUGGUGUUGCUUCUGCUACUGCCACUGCUACUACCGGUCUUCAACGGCCGCAAACGGCUGCCGGCAUCAUGAACGACCCUUUCCCGCCGGAAGCGGCGUAUUUCCCGGCAAGGGACCGCGGCGCGGCGGAAUACAUGAACGUCGACGAGCCCGCGCGCUUCGGCGCAGCGGUUAAUGCUCCAGCCAACUUUGGCGCAGCUUCCCCCUGGAAUUUUGGCGCCGCUGCACCCGCCGCUGCGAGAGCGGACACCAAGGCGUUUGCGCCGCCGGUGCCGCCGGCGGCCAACCGGCGGGUCCGGGCAAACAGCGCGACGCUUCCGGCGGCGUUUGGAGGGGAGCAGGGGGCGGCGGAGUGGGUGGAUUGGUCGAACGUGGAUUGCGCGUUCCGCCCCGAUGGUCUCAUGCAGGCGCGCGCCGCCAUGAUCGAGCAGUGCCGGCAGAACUCGCGGCGCGCGGCGAUGGGCGCGUCGGUCCCGAUGAUGGCGGACUAA